AUGAGACUCUUCGCCAGUGAGACCGCAGGUAUAAGCUUGAUACUGACGACAAAAACGUGCCAAGCGCGUUAUGUGUGGCUGUCGUCACUGUACCGGGGGCUAACGACAGAAAUCUGCAUCACAUUCACGCCGGGUCUUCUCUCCACUUAG
Molecule: messenger RNA, 150 nt
Organism: Heterobasidion irregulare TC 32-1
Lineage: Eukaryota; Fungi; Basidiomycota; Agaricomycetes; Russulales; Bondarzewiaceae
Exons: 2
Coding region: 1-150 (49 amino acids)
Source: RefSeq, a predicted model, not a curated record